Messenger RNA from Prorocentrum cordatum, 1209 nucleotides. NCBI's taxonomy places the organism in Eukaryota, Dinophyceae, Prorocentrales, Prorocentraceae. The record is from the annotation of a GenBank genome assembly.
GGAAGCAACUGCUCCGCAGCUGUUUGGGAGGCGACUCGAGCAUCGAACCAGCACUGCGAGCCUUCGAGCAUGGCGCCGAAGAAGGGCAGCAAGCGCGCCACCUCCACCCCGGCCGCGGCUGGCCGCGCGGGCAAGGCGUCGAAGCCGACGCCGCAGGAGGAGCAGCUGCAGGCUGUGGCGCAGGCCCUCGAGAUCGCCGGGCUGCCCGACGGCUGCCGCGAGAUGCUGCUGGCGGUGCUCCCGCUGAGCCUGGGCAUGCCCGCGGACGCGCGCCACGCCGUGCAGGACCGCGUCGCCGACAUGAUCGGGGAGUCCCUGUCGAGGGCUCUCUCCGACAAGAGCGCGGCCGCGCUGAAGGCCAGCGAGGAGGCGACAGUAGCAGAAGGCCGUCAGGGCGAGCUGCAGGCGGCGCAGGCGGCGGCCGACAGCGCUCAGGAGGACAUGGCCAAGGCCGCGCAGGAGAAGAAGGCCGCCCUCGACUCGGCCGACGCCGCCCUGGCCGAAGCGAGGGCGGAGGCGGCCAAGAAGGCGGAUGAGGAGCAGGCCGCGAAGAUGGCGGAGGCGGCGAAGAAGGCCGAGUGCGACGACUUUGUUGCCCUGGUAGCCGAGCACCUUGGACCCCUGAAGGACGGCACGUGGGACGAGGGGAUGCUGAAUGGGCAGCAGCGCGUCGAGCAUUUGCAGCCUGCGCUCCAGAAGGCAGACCUCGACGCCUCGGUGACGGCCUCCCUGGGCAUCUCGGGCUCCAAGAAGGCUUCCGAGCGCAGCGCCUUCGACAACAUGGUCCUCGAGCAGGUCGCCACCAGCCUGCAUGAAAAGGCCACCGCCCUCCGCAGGGAGCUCGAAGAGAAGGGACCAGGCCUGGUCGAGGCGGCCGCGGCCACGGCGGCGCAGGCCUCGGUGGUAGAGAAGGUGGAGAAGGCGGCGCAGGAGUGCAAGGCCGCCUCCGAGCAGGCCCUGGCCCAGCUCCACGAGAGCGAGGCCAAGUCCAGGGCCGCCGCGCAAGAGCUGAAGGCGUUCUCCGCGGAGGCCAAGCGGGCCGCGAAGGCCUCGGAGGCGGCCCGCAGCGACCUGGAGCUCUUCAAGAUGGGCCCCCUCGCGGCCUUCGAGACGCUCAAGAACUUCAGCUCCAAGAGCGAGGAGGCGGCGAAGGCGGCCACGGCGGCGGCGGAGGAAACCGCCGUGUCCGUCACCGUCGGCGGCGCCUGA